UAUACGACAAUUGAGUACGAAUAUUUUAUUAUCUCAGAUGUGGAAUUUAUCUUAGCAAUGAAAUGAUUUGCUUUCGGUCGAAAAUCAAAGUUCGGUUAACAGUACUUGCAUUCUCGUUGAUUGUAUUCAUUUGUCUGACUUCUAAAAAAUUUCAAACUUCAUAUGACCUAACUCGGCAUUCAGUUAUGAAAGAGGUCAAUAUGGGUAAAAGUAUAUAUCCCUUUUUGCGUCCUCGUCUUUCCAAUCCAGGUCAUAAGAGGAGUGAUCUUCCGAUUACAAACUCAAUCAAUGUACCACGAUCGUUGAGGAAGAGAGAAAACGUUUUUUCAUCAAUCUUUGUUCCAAAAACCGCGGAUGAAAAUGCAGUCAAAAAGGAAGAAGACAAUAAAUGCGAUAUUAAUAGCAAAAGCACUCAUUUAGAAAGGCAUGUGUGGGAACAAAGCGCGGGACUCCAUGGAAUAAUACGUACGAGGCCACAAAAUGUAAACGAUCAAGACUGUUUAAGUGAAACAGGGAUCCAAAAACAAGAUUUGAACACAUUUGAAACAAAUUUCGAUGCCGUGGAACCUUUUAACUCAACUGGAGUAAAUGAUUACUUUAGCGCCGAUGUGUGUCAUUUCGAAGCAAACCUUACAAAUGAAACUGACUUCAAUAAUGAUGUAGUUGUCAACCUCUCUGAUUUGAAGAAAAUCAAUGAAACCAUUCCACAGUCAAGACACUAUAUUUUCCAAAAUGAUAAUCAAGUAUUUCCUAAAUCGGUUGCUAAAAUUGAUAAACUUAGUGUUUGGAGAAAUAACUCGAAUGUCACGUAUGAAUUUCCAAUGUCGCCAGAAGAUGCAGUAAAUAUAUUUGGGAAUGCUUUAACAAAGUGGGAAAAACAGGAAAUUUUUAAUUACUCCAACAUUUGGUACCUUGGACUCAGUGCAAAUAAGAGUCAACAUCAAGAAAACAAAACCAGUAAUUUUGGAUUUGAUUUUAAACGGAAGAAUAGAAACGGAUAUUAUAAAUCGAUAAUUCAUGAUCAUAUGGCGUACCGUUAUGAAAUAUUGGAGGAACUUGGAAAUGGUGGAUGUGGAUCUACAGUGAAAGCGCUGGAUCACUCAAACGGUUGCUUGGUUGCCGUGAAAAUAAUUAGAAACUCCGAGUGGGACGAGAAAUUCUUUUUACGGGAAGUUGAAAUCAUGAAUAUCUUAGAAUCACGUCCAACCAAUAACGAAUAUUUCGUACGAAAGCUUGAUUGUUUUACCUUCCGAAACCAUCAAUGCCUUGUCUUAGAGUUGCUCGGACCUUCACUGAUCCAGUUUCGGGGACGUCCUAUUCAAGAUUCAUACUUGAUGCGUCAAUUUACAAACGAUAUACUACACGCGAUGUAUCACUUGAAGGAAUCCAAUAUUGUACACACCGAUUUAAAGCCGGACAACAUCAUGCUAAUUUACGGAAAGGAGAUAAACCAAACAGAGGGUCAGCUUUUGAAAGUUGCCGAUUUUGGACUCAGCUGUAUUCCAGACGCACAGCCGAGAUCAAAUUAUUAUUGUCUGAGGUCAGUUCAAACUCUGCAAUAUCGAUCACCAGAAAGUUUUCUUGACUUACCUAUCACAAAUCAAGUUGACAUGUUCAGCGUGGGUUUGAUUUUGACGAAGCUGGCGGUUGGCAUUAACAUUAUGUACGGUCGAAAUGAAAUUGAUCAAUUUGCAUGCAUGAUGGAAGUGCUUGGACCUCCGCCACCUUAUAUGAUCUCGCCAGGAAAAGAAAUAUAUGCAAAAGCAAUCACCUACACAACUGAAAAUGGAUUAAAGAGAAUACCAAACCGCACUCCACUGGCUUUUCUGCUUCGAGCUGUCGAUGAUGCUAAAUUGGUUGACUUGAUUGCGAGAUGUCUAAGAUGGGAUCCAGAGUUCCGAAUUACGCCUGAAGAAGCAUUACAACAUCCGUAUUUAAAAGGACCUGUUCCGGCGGCAUAUAACCAAGUUUCACUACUCGACAAUUCCUUGAGAUGAAGAUAUGUGUUCAAUUGAGAAAUCAUCAAAAACAUAUAUAUUUUACCAAAGUCAACAACAAAUUUAAAAGUAAACCAACCCAUAGAAGAAUGUACUUAUCAGUAUCACUACGACACUUUUAACAUGGCAAACACUUUUGGAAUAUAUAUUAUAAUAAUAUUCGAUCAGUAACCAAAUCAAUCUAGCCCUACUAAAAUUUCAUUUACUAUAUAUAUAUAUAUAUGACACGCUUCAGAACUUGAUUUUUGAAAUUAUGAUAUCGUGUGUCGGUCAGUCAUUAGUUUAUUUUAUCACAUGCCGAAGGUACACAAUGGACAAACAUGAUUAAGAUAAAAAGUGAAAAAAAAAAAAAUACGUUUCAGAGUGAAGGGAGACGCGAUAAACCGAUGAUGGUUAUCGAACAGCGUCACCAAGCUAGACUUGUAUGAAAAUUACUUGCUCAUUGGAAACGUCUUUCCGUAACCAGUUAUAAAGUGUGUUUUACAACCAACUGUGUCGUUGCAGGCUUGAAGAUAGUAUUAUCUUUAGCGCCUGUUUUUAUGGCCAUCGGUAUGCAGAUUCACAAGUGUAAUCUAUAAUUAUAUGAUGCACUAUCAUUUACUAAAUUUAUCUCAAACUUUUUUAAUUUACAAAGCUGGUCCAUUAUUACAAAGCUAUCAUUAGUAUUCGAAUUCUUAAUCCUUGCUUGUGGACUGUGAGAACACCUUGCACGCCGAACCCGCUAACAAGCUGUAUUCAAGGUAUUCAUAAUCCCAAAGCAUGUAUGGCAUUAUCGGAUACGGAAUGGACAUAUGAAUGGUUUUCAAACUGUUAUCAUUGUUGGUGGUGGUGGUUUCUUCUUUUUGUGAAAAAAAAAACGCUCUUUUUAAACUACUGGAUCAAUUGAUUCGCAUUUUGCAGUGCUUAAAGAUUGUUGCUGUCGCUAGAAAGAUAUUACUUUCAUUUAUUUUAAAAUAUUUUGUGCGUUUUAUGGGAUUCGUUUUUUACUUUGAAGUUUUGUGUGUUGACGUAGUCGAAAUAAGGGCUCAGCAAAAUAUAUAUAUUU
Messenger RNA from Styela clava, 3042 nucleotides. RefSeq names its product dual specificity tyrosine-phosphorylation-regulated kinase 4-like. Gene Ontology annotation, molecular function: protein serine/threonine kinase activity; ATP binding; protein serine/threonine/tyrosine kinase activity. The record is from RefSeq and is a predicted model, not a curated record. Gene Ontology annotation, biological process: peptidyl-serine phosphorylation; peptidyl-threonine phosphorylation. Lineage: Eukaryota; Metazoa; Chordata; Ascidiacea; Stolidobranchia; Styelidae.